AUGGCGUUAGCUUUCAGCUUGGCGGCCGUCCGGGAUCGGCUUCUGAGCUUCUUCGAUGGCGCCGAAAACGCGGCCGAGAACCCAGACCCUCUCCUGGACGUCGUGCACCAGUACCCAGAAGAGGCCGCGUGGUUCAUCAAGGUGGUGAUGUUCUUCGGCAGCAUCUCCGGCGUGAUCAUCUCCAUCCCUUGCGGGCUUUUUCUCACCCUGUACUGGGCGCCUUGCGGCCUGUGCAACCGGCCCUUAAGGUAUUGGAUCCUGGUGCAUUGCGUCCUGCAGCUCCUUCAGGCACCGGUGCGGCUCGUCUUCUUCUUGCGCCUGUGCCACAUCCAGCGCCUCAACGGCAACAUCCAGGAGUGCGUGCGCCACCUGACCCACAGCGCGGCAUGGAGGACUAGCAAGGUGGUCUCCAUCAUUACUUACGGUUGGUUUAUCCUUGGCGUGGUCUGGCUGCUGAAUUCCACCUACUGCAAGCCAUGCCCGGGGCUGUACAGGCUGUCCCUGGCCGUGAUCUUCGCUGCAGUGGCGAGGCUUCUGAUGACCCUCAUCGUCUUCUACCACUCCUUUCCUCCACGGUUCCAGGGCCAGCAGCCGCCCCCAAAACCGCGAGGUGCCAACCAAGAGCUCAUCGACUCCAUGCCAUUGAUUGUGUACUCGCCUGAAGUGCGUGGCGAAGGCCCGGAGACAAGCUGCGCCGUGUGUUUAAGUGAUUUUGACAGAGACGCUGUGCUGCGACGAUUGCCUUGUGGCCACAGCUUUCACAGGGGCUGCAUUGACAAGUGGCUGAAAAGAAACAAAGUCUGCCCUCUGUGCCUUCAGGACAUUGAGGUUCCACAGCCGUCGCCGAAGGGCCGCUGGGGAGCCAAGGACAAGACCAGCUAA
This is a messenger RNA of Symbiodinium natans, 882 nucleotides long. NCBI's taxonomy places the organism in Eukaryota, Dinophyceae, Suessiales, Symbiodiniaceae. The record is from the annotation of a GenBank genome assembly.